This is a messenger RNA of Dama dama (fallow deer), 1736 nucleotides long. It is a transcript of the gene PPP1R17, whose product is annotated as protein phosphatase 1 regulatory subunit 17. Bases 100 to 567 code for a protein of 155 amino acids. The record is from RefSeq and is a predicted model, not a curated record. The transcript is spliced from 5 exons. Gene Ontology annotation, molecular function: protein phosphatase inhibitor activity. Gene Ontology annotation, biological process: regulation of phosphatase activity. NCBI's taxonomy places the organism in Eukaryota, Metazoa, Chordata, Mammalia, Artiodactyla, Cervidae.
AGCCGGCCCAGCUUCAGAGAGGAAGCGCUUCCUUCCCAUCCCUUGCCUUCUCAUCUCAGCUCCUGCACUGCCUGAAAUCCACACACCUGCUCUCCUUUGAUGAUGUCUACUGAGCAAAUGCAGCCUCUGGAGCUCUCAGAAGACAGACUGGACAAGCUAGACCCUCGCUGUGGCCACUUAGAUGAUCUUUCAGACCAGUUUAUUAAGGAUUGUGAUCUCAAAAAGAAGCCUAUAAAGGGGAAAAAUGCACAAGUCACCCUGAAUGUUGAGUCAGAUCAGAAAAAACCAAGGAGAAAAGACACACCAGCCCUGCACGUCCCGCCUUUCAUACCAGACGUCCUUUCAGAACAUUUAAUUACAAGAUACGAUGUCCAAGACAUGCAUCCAAAGGGCAAAAUGAGUCCAGUUCUUCAUAACACUGACCUGGAACAGAAAAAGCCAAAGAGAAAAGACACACCUGCCCUGCACGUGUCCCCCUUUGCAGCAGGUGUGACACUGCUCCGGGACGAGAGACCCAAAGUGAUCACGGAAGAUGAUGAAAAAGAUGGUGACAAGAUAGCUAUUUAAAGACAUUUCCCCUGAGACCACUUGCAAAUAGGUUAGAUUGGUUCCCUAUGGCGACCUAGCAAAAAAAUAGACUUGUUUCUGCUCUCAUUUUGUCAUAGUCCACCUUUAACAUCCAGGCACCUUUUCCCCAAAAGGCCCAUUAUAUCAGAUCGCCAGUCACCUCUUUGUCUCUUCUUUCUUAAAUCUAGUUUCAAUCCCACUGCUUCAACUUUCAUUUUUCUGAUGAAAAGUGGAAAGAAAGCAGACCAUCUUAAACUUGGUAAAUAACAGGGAAAGCUUUAGUGCUCAGCCUCUGCAUCAAUUCAUGGAGCAAAGAACAUGGAUAACAUGGGAGGGAACUCUAUAUUUUUUGGUUUGUGCUGCCACGUAGACUUGACUUCACAUCAUUCAACACCAGUUCAAGUGGGGGCUCCCUCGUGCCAAUUAGGAAGAGAAUGUGUGGGUUCUAACCCACUGAUUGCUUUGGAGAACAUAGUCUUUUAUCUCUUUUAUCCUCUCUCGAGAGUCCAAGUGUCUCUGGUAACAUACCUAACUAAGAGCCUUGUAACUGAUACCCUUUAGGGUGUAUGUGAGCUGGGGGAGUCAACCUAGGCAACCAUGCCUUGGCUGAAAACACCACACAUAGGGAGUGUUUGUCUAUCUGGAGAGCUUAGCAAUAUACCCUAGUUUUAAAAAACUUAAUCAUGUUGACCUGAAAUUUUGUGUGUUGUGUCACAAGUGAACCUUUACUAAUGAUAAGUAGAAUACCAAUAUUCACGAUGAAUUUACUUUUUAAAAACUUAAAUAAGAUCAAUGGGAGGCCAUUCCUGUACUUCUGGCAGUCUCCCUUGUUUAGACCCCAGUAAGCUUUCAUGGGUGAGAGGGGAAGGUGUGGUGUUGGCUAGUAAGCAGGAGUCUAUGCAUAACCCUGGUGGCAGCCUGCAGUCUGUGGAUGAGGUGGAAAGGCUUUCUGCCCAAGGGCCUCAUCCUCUGGAUGAUGGAAAGUGGGGAAAGAGGAAAGCUAUUGUUCAAAGGUAUUAGGGUGGAUAUUCAAAGAGAUGCUGGCUGAAAACAAUCAUUUGGAAACUUUGUUUACACUCUGACUCUAUCAGUUCCUUAAUCCUUUCUGUCUUUUUGUCCUUCUCACAAAUGUGGAAAAGAUGCAGGACCCUGCUAGUAAUAAAGAUGCU